AGUUGACGGUUGACGGGCCGAAAUUGUCAAACAGUCCAUUUCAGUUAUGUCAGAAACUAAAUAUUUUUUGUUUUUUAUUUAACAAAAGAUUUCAGGUCAUUCAAAUAUUCUUCCAUUGAAUACUAGGACAUGUCUGAAGCGACUUCUAAAAAAAUAGAUGAAUUACUUUACCGAAUUAAAAACGAAGGAAGUCCCUCUAAUUUAGGUAUGAGUCGCUCUGGUACCGGGGGCCUACCCACUAGUCGGAGAGGUUUAUCUCUGGGACUAAAUAGCAACAAUGGAAGCCCUGUUAUGACUAGACCAAGAAAUCUGAAUUUUAGUACUCGACAAAAUGAUGAUUUAGAAACAGAAAAAAAACUCAAAGAAAUAAUGCAAAUUAGUGGUGAUUUAACAAUAGAUGGAGAAUUGUACAAAACUGAUAUAAAGGAUAUGGAACAUAUAGAAGAAUUGGGAAAUGGUACAUGUGGUCAUGUAGUAAAAAUGAGGCAUAAACCUAGUAGAAGUAUUAUAGCAGUUAAGCAAAUGAGACGGUCUGGUAAUAGUGAUGAAAAUAAGAGGAUUAUAAUGGACAUAGAAGUAGUCUUAAAGUCACAUGACUGUAAAUAUAUAGUUCAAUGUUUAGGAUGUUUCAUAACAGAUUCUGAAGUCUGGAUCUGUAUGGAACUCAUGGAUACUUGCUUUGAUAAAUUGUUAAAGAGGUUUAAAGAACCAAUUCCAGAAGAAGUAUUAGGAAAAGUAACAGUUGCUACUGUGGAAGCUUUAUCGUAUUUGAAAGACAAACACGAUGUUAUGCAUAGAGAUGUAAAACCGUCAAAUAUUUUAUUAGAUACGAAAGGUAACGUAAAACUCUGUGAUUUUGGUAUCAGUGGAAGGCUAGUAGAUUCCAUGGCAAAAACAAGAAGUGCCGGAUGUGCGGCAUAUAUGGCUCCUGAACGAAUCGAGCCACCCGAUCCUAAAAAUCCCGAUUAUGAUGUUAGAGCAGAUGUUUGGUCCCUCGGCAUUACCCUCGUAGAAAUGGCGACGGGAGUGUUCCCGUAUCAAGAUUGCAAGACUGAUUUUGAAAUGCUUAGCAAAGUAAUAGGACAGGCACCGCCAAGUCUACCGACUGAUAAAGAAUUUUCUCCUGAAUUUAGAGACUUUGUAGCUUGUUGUUUAAUAAAAGAUCAUAAACAAAGGCCCAAAUACACAUUAUUGAAGAAUCAUCCAUUUAUGAAAAAAUACGAAGAAAUAAAUAAUGUGAAUGUAGGCGAGUGGUAUGUAAAAUUGAUCAAACAAUCAGAAGAAAUGACAUACAGAGCGUCGCCUAGACAAAAUUCUACAACCCACUCAAUUCGUCAGUUUUUCACCGGUCGUCAACCUUCACAAAUUCAACUACCUCCUUCAACCGUAAAUUCACACGGCGUAUCGAAUGGAAAAAUUUCACCUCCUAGUCAUACAAGGCCCGCAUCAUCUCCAUCGGAUAAAAAAGUUCCUCAUAUGUCUCGGUACAAUUAUUUUAGAAGAGAAAAUCCUUCGCAAGAAUCAUUGGUUCAAUCAUCCAAAAAUGAUACCCCUUUUCAACUGAACAAAAAUAACGUAGAAUCAAUGAAAGAACAACUCGAAAAUAAAUUGGAGCAGACGAAUGCAGGAUCUCCAUUAGUCUUAUCUUCUAAUACCCGUCGACUUUUGGAAAGUUCUUCAAGUUCAUCAAAUGCUCCUUAUCGACAUCGAAGGGUAGCCAGUGAAACGAGAUGGCGUUCUCCUAGUGCUUCACCUCUUCCGCUCAGAACACAAUUUCAAGUGGAAGAGCCACAUUACAACUGCGGAAAUACUAGUCCUAUAAUACUCCAGAGAUUUUAUCACCAACAAAAACAGCAACAAAUGUUCAGGGAGGCUGAAGAAUCAGGAAAGAAACGUUUCGCCUCUUACAUAAAAUUGCAACUUGGUGGAGACCGUAGCGGUAGAUCCUCAAGGCACCAAAGUCCAGAACCCCCUCCUCGGCUUAAUAGGCACCCUAAUGCUGAUAACCAAAGUCCCUUAACACUACGUAGAAAUUUCUUAGAAAAUAAUUCUCUUAAUUCUCCUAGUCUAUCACGAAGGUACGUAUCACCAACACCACCGGUGCCUCCUCCUCGGAGGCUUUCAGAGAGUUCUUCAGUACCUGGAUCCCCUCAACACUUACGUGCACGCUUCCACUACACUCCCGAGCCACAAAGAAGGCCUUUCAAAAAUGAUGAAGUCUCAUAACAGUAAACUAAUUCGCCUCCAAGAAAGGAGGAACAUCAUAGGAAACUGUUUCAUUGAAAUUUCGGCUAAUACACAAAAAAGAAUAUUAUUUUUAAGGGGAUAAUAAUUUUGGUUAGUAUCAGUGUAAAAUCUGGAACCAAAAACCUGAUAGGAGUACAUUAGGAAUCAGCGUGUACUCCUUAUCUUUAAUUUAUGAGAAUAUCUUUUCAAAAAGUCAAAAUAUACUGUAAAUCGCAUUUUUAUUAUACGUAACAUUAGUAAUAUCAAUUCCAAAGAUACAAACCUCACGCGCUUCAAAUAGAAAAAUAAAAAUUAUUCUCCAAUUUUUCAAUACAAAAGCUUAGGUGCUUCAGAAUGAAUAGCAGGGAUUUAAAUCAUGAUAUUUAUUGCAUUAAACUAAAACUUAUAAUUAAUACAACGAAUGAAAGAGCAACUCGAACAUUUCUCAUGAAACCUACAAGUAUUUAAUAAGAGCACACUGUCAUAUUGAUUUCAUCACAUUGUUGUGUCAAAAUGGAUAAACAACAGUUUUUUUCUUUUGGCGCUUGUUUCAACACUAUAAUGACUAUUUCGGGAUUUCUAGGGGAAUUGAAAACCGGGAAAAAACUGGAAUUUCGCAGUGCCGGGAAUUUUCAGUAAUUUUGAAUGAGCCAACCAGACGUAGCAAUUUGGUGUUGAUGUCGUUCAAAAACCUUUCGACUAAUCUCAAAAAUAGCGUCAUCCAAUUGAAAAUUUGUUCAAAGACAAAGACUUCCAAAAGAGAAAUGUUUUAAAACCGUGGAAAAGUCUUUGGAUAAUAAACUACUAUUGGCUAAACUGGCAUUCUUUCAGUCUUUAUCCGAACCAUGCCUUAAAAAUUUACAAAGUGAAUGGCCCCUAAUCCAUUUAUUUAUGGAGACCGAAAUUCUUCAAAGAGCUCCUAUUUAUAAAGUAGACAUUUUCAAUAAAGAUUCCAAAGGUUUAUUCCGCAACCUCAAAAAAUAUAUCGAUUUGGAGUAUGACACAAGAGAAAAAAUGCAUUGGAGACAAAGAUAAAGACAUAUUGAUCUUUCGAAAGGAUUGUAAAAACUGUUUGAUAUAUACGGUUUCCAACCUUUUGGGAAAAAUGCCUUUAAUAUUCAAAUUAACUAAAACAAUAAGUUUCCUUAAUCUGAAUGAGACUCGCAACGAUCCAGAACAAUCCGUGCAACUGAUAUCUGAAGUAUUUUACAUUUUGUUGACUGCAAACAGAUUCAACGCCAAUACAAUGGAAGAAUCUGAUCCCUCUAAAUAAGAUGAAAAACUAUUCCAGAUAUGAUAGAGUAUAGAGCUAUUGUAGACAUCCUAACUGUUGAAUAUUAUCGGCGCUUGUACCCCACAUUUGAAUUCUACAUACCAGUAAAUGAUGCUUAGUUUCCCUUUUCACUAUAAUACAAGUUUUUACUUCAGUAGUUCGUUUUCCGGUUAAAAAUAAUGCUUAUCAACACACGAAACAAUUUUUUUCUUCAGUAUUUGAAAAAUUCGGGCGUUGUUCACUAUUAGAAAAAAUUAACUCAAAAUUUGAUAGCUUUCGUCUGAAAAAUGGUGCUUCGAGGAUAAAUAAUAAAAAAUCUAAUCUCUAUCUGCCCGACCAGUCAAAAAGAUUGAGAUCUGGUAAUCUUGGUGGCUAUUCAAUUACACCUAUCCAUCUUUCUAGACAUAUAAAAUUGAGAUACUCCCGAACGGAUCUUGUGAAAUAAAUAGGUGCACCAUCUUAUUGAAUGUGACAUUAGCAUCUACAGGAUGAGUAGACUAAAGCAAGUUGCGGCACUAAGUCUUUAUUGGAAGUCAAAUAUUAUCUAUCCUAUAACUUGAUUUCCGACAAACCUUGCCCAAACAUUAACUAUGCGUACGAGUGUGGUCUUUUUUAUUUCAGCGUGAAUACUCAUCUCUUGAAGACUGAUAAUUUUGUCGCUUAACUUUACCAUUUAACAUAAACGUAGAUUCUUUGUACAUCUGACUGUAUGUUGUGUGUAGUUGAUCCAUAUUUUCUUCACAAAACUGCAGUCUUAUAUCAAGAUCAUCUUUCAAUAAGUCCUGGAAGAAUAUAAGUUUGUCGGGAUGCAAUUUUAUGUUCUUUAAGAGAUAUCAAGAUUUUAUUGAAACAAUAGUAGUAUAUUUGUUUUGAUAUCUUCACUUUGGGCAGUUUGUUGGUGAGUAAUUAACACUCUUGCAAUUUGUAAAAAUUAAAACAAAUAUGACGUCAUAUUUCUAAGUUGGGAAACUCUGUAUACAUUAUAAUCUUAUUUAAAAAAUUGCGGUUGGAAUUACUGGGAUUAUUUAAAAAAAUGAUAUAAACCUAUUGAAUUUAUUCCCAAUUACAGACUCAUAGUGUAUGUUCGAGAUGAAUUAAAAAAAUGAAGUUUGCAUUUAAUAUGCGAUUCAGUCUGUAUAUAUCUAAUUUUGUGAAAUUAUUUUGAUGAAAGUUGAUUCAGUGUAAUUUUUGUAAAAAUCAUUUUUAUUUCUCUAUUUGUAUCAUACUAAAAGGAGGGACGUCAAUUUAUAAUGAAAACCCUGGUACAAACAUACAUUAUAAAUGGUGCUUUUUUGGACUCUGGCAGCAUUUUGCGAGAUUAUCAUAUUUUUCUAAUUAUGCAAAGUAAUAGAAUUAACUUCAAGGGGGCAAAAAAGACCUUCUUGGAAAAUAAAUUUUAGGAUAGAUUUUUUAAUAUUCUCAGCACAUUUUCCUCGUCGACAACUUCAAAGGUAGUUUUUGAUUUUCUCGCAAAUAAUUUUCUAUAAAAUUUUGGUUAUUCAUUUGGUGCAAAACGUUGGUUGAUAAUGAGAGUAUAGUUCGGAUUUUAUUAUAAUAUUUAAAUUGACAUUAAAGUGAUAGUUAAUAUAAAGUAGUGAUUUUUUUGUUGUAAUCAAUAAUGUGAAUAUUGAGAGUUUGUAAAUUUACUCCUUGCUAAACUGAAUUCUGAUCAUGAACUUUUUAUUUUAUUUAUUCUAUUUAAUUUCGUUCGUUAUCUAAAGUUCCGAAAAGGCUGACUGACUGUUAAUGACCUUUUGUUUUUGUUACUUAUUUUGUUACUGUUACUUAAUUAUAUUUUUGUCAUAUCUACUAAAUAUCUGGUAUGUUCAAAUAGAUUUUGUGAAAGAUUUAUAUCUUCAGGAGAAGGGAGAUUUAAAUACUUUUCUAAUUUACUAUUGAAAUACACAAUGUUUCUCAAUUGUUUAACCAAUAAAUAUCAAUAAAAUGUAAGGAAGUA
Diorhabda sublineata is the source of this 5456-nucleotide messenger RNA. Its product is annotated as dual specificity mitogen-activated protein kinase kinase 7-like. Gene Ontology annotation, biological process: protein phosphorylation. Lineage: Eukaryota; Metazoa; Arthropoda; Insecta; Coleoptera; Chrysomelidae. The coding region runs from base 130 to 2226 and encodes 698 amino acids. The transcript has 10 exons. Gene Ontology annotation, molecular function: protein kinase activity; ATP binding. The record is from RefSeq and is a predicted model, not a curated record.